Molecule: messenger RNA, 6032 nt
Organism: Spirodela intermedia
Lineage: Eukaryota; Viridiplantae; Streptophyta; Magnoliopsida; Alismatales; Araceae
Source: the annotation of a GenBank genome assembly
AUGGCAUCCACUGUUGUCCUAGAGUACACUAAACGCAAGGGUCUUCAAAAUACAACUUUAUCAACUAUGGGAAAGGCACAAAGGUUCACAAAAGGCCUCUCUUCAGGCUUUAUCCCGGAUUACCGACAUGCAGUGGAAACAGUAGGUGAGUCAGAAGGCUUCAUUAACUCAGGUCACAUUGACUCAGAGGACUCUUCUGCCCCUAAAAGAAAAUGCAUCAGCUUAAAUACUGAAAAGUCUGAUAGCUUCAAUGUACCAGUGCAAAAUUUUUCAGUUUCACUGAUGUCAAGUUUGGAAAAAAAGGCAUUGGAGCAUAGGCUAAGAGAAGAACUUGAACAGAUCCAGGUACUACAGAAAAAAGUCCUUUCCAGGGCCGUUAAUGGUGUUGCUGUUUCCUCAACAACUGAUGCUUCUGGGAAGAAGCGUCCUGUUGUAGGCCGUAGUGUUUAUCAGAUAAAACGUGGACAUUCAGGGCGAUUUGAGCCUGAGAAAAGCGUUUCACAAGCUUCCUUGUCUAAGAGCAACAAUGCAGCAUUGAUUAAACAGUGUGAACAGCUUCUCAAUCGUUUACUGCAGCAUCCGUAUGCUUGGGUCUUCAAAGAGCCAGUUGAUGCAGUAAAGUUGAACAUUCCAGACUAUUACAAUGUUAUUAAGCACCCAAUGGAUUUUGGAACUAUAAAAACUAAAUUAACCUUAGGCACGUACGCCAGUCCUUUGGGAUUUGCGUCAGAUGUUAGGCUUACUUUUUCCAAUGCAAAGACAUAUAAUCCGCCUGGGAAUGAUGUCCACAUAAUGGCAGAAGCCAUGAGUAAUCUCUUUGAGUCAAAAUGGAAACCCAUUGAAAAGAAGGUUCCUGCAGUUGAUUCCAGUGUUGCAAGAGAAUCUGAAGCUGUGAAACCUCCAGAUAUGAAGAAAAGAAAAGCUCCCUCUGUAAAUCAAGCUUCUACUGUGUCAGUUGGUGCAGAGAGUUUAAAAAAUGAGGUGGAAAAUUUGAAGGAAAGAGUGACUGCUGAGGAGAAGCAGAAGCUAAGCAGUCGCUUAGAAUCCCUGAUUCCUGUGUUACCGGACCACAUUAUCGAAUUCCUGAAGAGAAAUAGUGGUAACCAGAGCCAGACCAGUGAUGAUGAAAUAGAGAUUGAUAUUGAUGCUCUUGAUGAUACUACAUUUCUUGAACUACGAAAGCUUUUAGAUGGUUUCUGCUGUGGGAAAGAGCUGAAGCAUGAGAUGAAAGCUGAUUUUGGUGAAAUAGAGGUACGCACUUGAUAGCUAUUUAUGCCAAUCAGCUGAUGUUUCUAUUGCUGCCCAAUGCCACAAAAGCUGGAGAGUUUUGUGAUAAUGUAAUUUUUACUUUGAUGCAGGUAUUUAACGAAUCUGGCAUCAGCAAUUCAUCAAUGCAGCCCUACAAAGGUUGUUCUCCUCCCUGUUUCAUGAGGAGCUUUGUUGUAUUAAAAAAUAUUCUUUUAUGAAAAAAAAUAAUCGUUAAUUUUUUAUCUUCAGGAAAUGAGCAUCCGAUGGAUGAGGAAGUAGAUAUACUGGGCAGCGAUCAUCCCAUGUCAACCUACCCUCCAGUGGAAAUAGAAAAGGAUACAGCUUUGAGAAAUAGCAAAUAUAGUAGUUCUAGCAGUUCGACCAGCGAGUCAGGUUCUUCAUCUAGUGGUGAGUGUCAUUUAGUUGAUCUCGUUUUUCCGUUUAAUGUGCUGUUGCUCUUUUUCCACAGGAUUUUACAGCGGUUUUGAGUUUCUGUUUUUCUCCAAUACUACGACCUGUUUCCUUCGUUAUUAUGGAUAGAUAUAACGAAGUGACUGUAGACUUCCAUCUUUAUAAGAAAGUGACUGAUGCCAUGGAUCAUAAUACGAAAUGAACUGUAGGAAAUGGUAAAGAUGCAGCGCUAGACAGAAUUCCCGUGAUUGGUGUCUUGGAAAGGGCAUGCACAUAUAGAAUGGAAUCCUGUUUGCAAAAUAAAGUAUUGAUGCAUCUCUCUUUAAAAAAAUCCCUGAGAUGUGUUCUGGAGGACAAGAUGCACAAGAAAAAGAAUCUCUUAUCAAAAGUAAGGUUUUCCCUUAGAAGGAAGUUGAAUAUCCUCUCUUUCCAAGCCAGAUUCUCUUGUAGAUAUGUGCCGUAAUUCGUGCGCACUCCAAUGAGUCCUUUGCAACACGAGAUUUUUUUUUGAUAAAUUAAGGAAAUCAUGAAUGCUCGUUUAUCUUGGGAUGACUUGCAUCUAUAAAUCCCUUUCUAUCUAGAUAACCAAUAUCUUCACACUCCACGUGUUGCUAUACAUGAAUGUCUUCAAUGGACUGGUGUGGACUGCUGCAGCUCAGCUAAUGGUGGAAGUUUCUCUUAGAUAUUAUUACAGGACAGUGGAAUGUACGUGGUGCUAUUUUCAUUUUAUCUGCUUAUAAUCCCUCCAUGAUAGGAUGGAAGCAACAUGGGUUCAAAGUUUCUUAGUUGGAAUCUAGUUUGCAUCAUGUCCAACGUUUACUCUGGUCUAUGGAAAUAAAGGAAGAGGGAGAAAACAUUAGUGGGUUGACAUGCGAACUCAUUUAUGCGGGGAGAAAGUCCCCUAAAGAAAUUAUCCACUCCUCCCAACAGCUGAAAAAUAUGAGGCCAUGGCUCGAAAUCAUUGCGCCCAACUAUUUAAACUAGACAGAAGACACCAAGAGAGCAUGGUGCAAGAGCAGUUCCCCGAAAUUCACCUUCACUGAAAAAGAAAAAGGUUCCCCUAGCAUUUCCAGCACUGUGUUCCAUAUCAAAAUUCACAAUAGAAUUCUUAAAAAUAGGUUUUUAGCAUCAUCAUGAAAAUAGAAUGGAUAUAUAUCAAUGCAUCUUACUUAAAGUUGCAAGAGUUGAUAUCUAAGUUGAAUGUGUGAAAUCUUUUGAUCAAUGCCGUAAGUAGUACAUGGACAUUCUAUGUUUCAUUGACAUAAACUGGGAUCAAGAAAGAUAAUGAUGUAUACUACCGCUGUUGUUUGACUAAAGUUGUAAGUAGUGUCAGCAUUCUAUGUUUCAUUCAACUCGAUAAUAAAAGAACAGUCUAAAAUGUCAGUUAGAUAUAUCCAUGUUUUGUGAUUGAUGUAGGAGGCUAGAAGACUCCAGAUGAUUCAAACAUGGCAAAUAGUUGUUCCAGAAUUUUGUAUUUUUCAUGUUUCAAUAUUUCUAGUAAGCUGGUUGUGUCCGUCCAUCAAUGAUUUAUUUAAGUGAUGGGAACAGACGAAAUAAAAUAUUGAGGUUGUUAGGGCCUGGACAAUUAGGUGAAAUAAGUCUAUUAGGAGAUGGUUGGAGUGAGUAUUAAUCGGUGAUUAAGUCUGUGGAUAUCAGUUCGGGUGGCUUGAGUAUAGAGGGAGACUGAUGAGAAUGCUUGUUAAUAGAUUCAAUCAUUAAUUUGUGACAGUUUCGAACAAUAAAUGGAGUUUCGAGAGGAACUCGGAUAGGUGUAACGAAGGAAGCUAUAAAUUUAUAGAGAUUGUAUCGAGUAUUCUGUUUGACUCUUACUUUUUUUCCUUGUACAUGGACAAACUAAUCCUGAACCUUCGUCAGGGAAUCCUGUCUCUUUUUGAAGUUAGAAGAUCAUGUCUCCUUAGAGUAUGUGUAGCAACACAGUCCAUUUACGAGAGAAGAAUUUCUAUGGAGAAUAUUGGGAAGACAUUCUGGGCGAUUCUAGGGAGAAGCAUGAAAUAUAUUGGGAAGUAUAUGGCUUAAUUUUCUCAAUUGGUCAUGUAAUCUACUGCCGAAUGCUGAAGAGUUCUCAUGGCUCUUGUAAUGUCGUCUAUGCCCUUUUGAGUUUGGUAAAGGUUCUAUUCGACAUUGCUGGUAAAAGGAACUAUAUCUGAAGUGACCAAUUCUGUCCCUACGUGUGGUGGAGUUUGACUUUACUCUAUUUCUGCUCAAAUUGUUUAAUUUCUUUCCUCUUGUUUGAUAUCUAAUGACCUAAACGUAGCCGUCUAAAAUUAUUUGGUUGAUUCCACACCAAACACCAACAUGGUCAGAGGCAUCCAUCACAGAGAAAACCGCCGGCAUCCCCCUUAAUUUGCAAUUUCUUUUUUUUUCCUGCUCCAUUUUUAUUAAUAAAGUAUGGUUUUAAUCAGCAGCCCUUUUGUCCCAUGUAUCAUAAUUUUUCGACAUAUUUCACAGCCUCCUUCCUCGUUCAUUUUGAAUCUAAUUUUGAUAGAUUAAUCCUUCCGAGGUCCUCUAUUAUCUCCCGUCUUCAGUCGAGCCAUCUAUCUUGGCAUGAAUUAGCAUUUGAUGAACUGCUGGCUGAUCUAAUUCCUCGAUGGUAUCAGAGAGAUUUUUUUGAUUCGAGGUUUUAUUCUUCAUGAACUCGUGAUCUUCCUUUCCUGGUUCUGGCGGACGGACUUGAAGGCCCCCCUGGAUUCUGUUUGUGUGUGUAACUUUCCUUGGCCUUUCUAGUCUGUCUCUGUAGAAGCCAGCACCGAGGUGUGCUACUGCUAGAUCCAUAGAUGCUCUUUGCAGGAUGAAGUGUGGUUUUUUUGGAGGACGCAAAAGGAACAGUGAUGAAAAAAAUUAGCUCGUUGUAGAUUUUCGUGGGUCUUCUACAUUCGGCGAAUUUAAUGUAUUUAUUCGCACCUUCAAUAAUCUCCCAAUUCUGACAGAAUCGGAUUCAGCGAGUUCGUCUGGAAAUGAAUCACUCGCAGCGAAGGGCCCCUUGCCCACGAACACUAACGUGAAGGUAUGUAUGCCUCCCACUCCUUUCAUACUUCAUUGCAUCCGAUUCUGUUAUGGGAGAGGAAAUGAGAUGGAUUUCCCUUAUUGCAGGACACCGCGAUGUCCGUCCCUACUUUUGAGCAUGAGAUGGCGAACCAGAUCGAUGGAAAUCGUAAGCUGCGCUUCUUCUGAACGGCUUCCCUCUGUGCUCAGUCUUGUUGAGUACUCUUCUUGCCCCCCAGAUGCGUCAGUUUCUGACUUCCUAUCUUCUUUUGGGUUACAUCUAGGUUAUGCCAGUGGUGGCUCGGAACAGCCCAAGCAGAGGGGCGACCUCAAUGCCGCAUCUGGCGAAGCAGAUGAUCGCCAUGAGGGUAAGCAUGGAUUACUCAGAGAGAGAGAGAGAGAGAGGGAGAGAGAGAGAGAGAGAGAGAGAGAGAGAGAGAGAGAGAGAGAGAGAGAGCUGUGAAAGAUGUAGUGGGGCCUUGAGAAUUUGAUCAGGCACUUAGCCUUGUCUUUUCCGUAUGAAAACUUUUAGGGGGCCAUGCUCCAUCUGAGAGGCAGGUCUCCCCAGAAAAGCUCUACCGUGCUGCCUUACUGAGGAGUCGCUUUGCGGAUACCAUCCUCAAGGCACGCGAGAAGACCCUCGACAAGGUUUGGUCUCGGAAGUCUCCAUCACAGGUACCAUUUUUAUAUAAGCCUCGGAGGUUUUAUGGCGUCUGAUUGUGGUGUGAUAUUGCCCAGGUUGACAAGGGGGACCCCGAGAAGCUUCGGCGGGAGAGGAAAGAGCUUGAGAGGCAGCAGCAGGAAGGUCUGGCUGCCGCUGCUCCUGUGGAUGAUCGCUGCUGCUGCCGCUCUCAGGAUGGAUGCUAAUAUUUUCUGGCUGUGCAGAGAGGGCCCGGUUGCAGGCGGAGGCCAGAACCGCAGAGGAAUUGCGGCUGCAGGUGGAGGCCAGAGCCGCUGCCGAGGCCAAGCGGAAGCGAGAGCUCGAGCGAGAGGCGGCGCGCCAGGCCCUUCUGAAGGUGUGGCCUCCGGUUUGCCGUCGGCAGUGCCGAUGCUUGGUGGUAAUGGUGGUGGUUCACCCUGGCUGACUUAUGAUGAUGAGCUUGUUUUGCCAGAUGGAGAAGACGGUGGAGAUUGGCGAGAACAGCCGGUUCCUCAAGGACCUGGAGAUGCUCGGUGCCGACCAGCACCUCCCGAGCUCCAUGGACGAGACCAGCCCAGACCUCUCCCAGGACGGCGGUUUCAAGUUCACCGGCAGCAACCCGCUGGAGCAGCUCGGCCUGUACAUGAAGGCAGACGAGGAGGAAGACGAGGUCGAGCCCGCCGCCGGCCAUGGCGGUGCUAACGACGUCGAGGAGGGGGAGAUCGACUGA